AAACAACCUAACCAAACAUAAUAAAAAUUUGUAACGUUUACAAAAAUAAAGUGUUUGAACUUUGAUCGUUUAACUGAUACAUGUAAACUAUAAUUAAUUUUCACGUAUAAUCUCCAGAUACAUUAAUUUUCAUAUUUAUAUUUGCUAUAUCUUUAGUUCUCGCCUUAAUGCUUUAUUACUCCACCAAUUUUUGGUAAAAAUAGAAGUAACAUGCAAUCUGUACUUUCUAAAUCUUCCAACCUGUUGCGACCUGUUAUUGGGAGUGACACUUUGAAAAACUUCGCAGAAAUGUCUUCAACAGCAUUCAAAACAUUAUCGGUAGGCGUUCCGAAGGAGUACGUUUAUCACAUUAAAUUAAACAGGCCGGAGAAAAGAAACGCCUUUAACCAUGCGAUGUGGCUAGAAAUCAAGCAGUGCUUUGAACAAAUCAGCGAAGACGAGAAUUGCAGAGCCGUCGUCGUUUCUGGCGAAGGAAAAAUGUUUACCGCAGGCAUAGACUUGUCUGAUUUCGUCACAACGGCCCAACAGGUCGGGGAAAAAGACGAUGUGGCAAGGAAAGCCAAAAUAUUCCACAAGUUAAUCGAAACCUAUCAAGCAUCGAUGACUUCCUUGGAAUUAUGCAAAAAACCCAUAUUAGCGGCAGUUCACAAUGCUUGCAUCGGUGCUGGAGUGGACCUGAUAACGGCGGCUGAUAUUAGAUAUUGCUCUAAAGACGCCUGGUUUCAAGUCAAAGAAGUGGAAGUGGGAUUAGCGGCUGAUGUCGGUUCGUUACAAAGGCUCCCAAAAGUUAUUGGUUCAGAUAGUUUAGCGAGAGAAUUGUGUUAUACUGCAAGGAAAAUGCACGCCGAUGAAGCGCUGACUUGUGGUCUGGUUUCCAGAGUAUUUGGGACUCAUAAUGAGUUAUUAGAAGAAACUUUAAAAAUAGCUGAAGUUAUUGCAAAAAAAAGUCCUGUAGCUGUCCAAACUACUAAAGCUAAUUUGCUAUAUUCCCGUGACCAUACUGUUCAAGAGGGAUUAGAUCAUAUUAAAUUGUGGAAUCAACUGAACCUUCAGAGCGAGGACUUGGUUCAAGCUGCUACAGGAGUUAUGACGAAAGAUGAAGACGUUAAAUUUUCGAAAUUAUAAGUUAAAAAUUGAAAAUUCAUCUGAUUAUUUUUAAAAGUAUAUAAAUGAGUUAUGUCUCAAUACUUGGUUAGAUAUUCGCGCCUUGAAGCCGCGCACAGGUCCAAAAAAAUUGCUAUUUCAGAGUUUUUAGUACUCGAUUAGCAUUUAUUAAUAAUUUUAAAAAAUAUUUUAACCUUCCAGAAAAAUAAAUAUUCUAUAAUAUA
Messenger RNA from Phyllotreta striolata, 1328 nucleotides. The record is from the annotation of a GenBank genome assembly. NCBI's taxonomy places the organism in Eukaryota, Metazoa, Arthropoda, Insecta, Coleoptera, Chrysomelidae.